UCAUUUCACUUGCAGCGUGAUAUUUACGUUUUUCGUGCAUAACAAUGGAAUUCUUGUGUCAUCAAUGUAACAUGUAUACAACUUUUGUUUAUCUUUUAUUUAUUUUCAGUAUCUUGUCAACAAAAGACAAAUCCGCUAUGGUUACAGCAAUGAUGCACAAUAAUACAUCUAACACCAACGAUCCACACGAAAGUCAAACUUCCCGAAGUCUUAUUCAAAUUCAACAAAAUAUGCAAGAAAAUGACAAUACUUCGACAGAUGGCAGUGUAGUCUUCAUUAAGAACAAACACCAGGAAAACAAAACAAAACACGAUACCGAGGGCAAUGGCUUAAACUACAACAUCGCUAAUGAAGACAUGAAGUUAUCUCCAGUUGAUGAAUCCCACACAGAACACACUUAUACUAGGAAUUCCACAAAAUACAAAAGACAAGAAACAUAUGUUAAAUCUAAAAUUCGAAACAAAAAUAUAAAUAUAUUGCAAGAAACAGAUGGGCCUAUUUUAUAUACUUUUCAAACAGGAAAUAUUAGACAUAAACCCGAAAUAGACACAUUACACUCUGCCCAGAGUGAUACCGUUUCCAAGAAUCAUACAUAUAUUACAUCAUCUGAACUAAAUCCUGAAAGGAAUUUCAAUGAUGGUUCAUUAAGCAAUCAAUCAGAUAUAACAACACCAGCAUUUGCCAUGCCAAUGGCAGACAUUUAUUCAAACCAGCGGAUGAUAAAUCAAAAUAACAAAAGACAUGCAAAUGAUACUAAUUUAAUGUCAAAGGAUUCUUCCACAAAUGGGAAGACGGCUGAUAAAUGGACGUCUUCACCAGAUGGGUCUAUUGCUAAUAUUAAUUAUAGACACAAAUUAACACAUCAGUUAAUAAAACCAAAACAUAGGAAAGAAGAAGCUACAAAAUCGACCUCUAAUCAUGUUCCAAUUGACGAAUUUAAAGAUCAGUUCAUAAAACCGAAAUAUAGAAAGAAAGAAGCUUCAAAACCAAUCUAUAAUCAUAUCACAAUUGAAGAAGUUAAUACCAUAACUACCGAAUAUAUUACAACGGUAAAAUCACCCGUUUCUUCGUUGGAAACUACAACCUAUAUUCCAAUAGUUCAGGAAACGAAUUCAACAGUACCAUAUCAACAACAAAAGGACAAAGACUCUGUUAAUGACACAUACACAUCAUCAACAAAUGAGAAAAUUAAUGAUAAAUGGACAUCUAUUCAAAAUGAGUCAAUGAGAAGCAUUCAUUAUAACGUUCAAAACGAAUUUACAAAUAUGUUCAUAAGGCCAAAACAUAAAAGGAAAGACGCUUCAAACCCAACCUAUAAUCAUGUUGGAAUUGACGAAGUUAAUAACGUUGAUUUCAAAGCUUUUUCAAAGACGAAAUCACCCGUUAAUUCUUUCGAAACUUCAACUAAUAUUCCAACACUUCAGGAAACGGCUUAUAAUUCGAAGUCUAUAACAAAUGAGUCUAAGAUAAAUCAUGAAGAAAUAAACAAAUUUAUUGAUCCUUUCAUAAAGCCGAAGAAUAUAAAAGAAGAAGCUAUAAAAUCAUCCUCUUAUAAUGUUGUAAUUGGCGAAAUUAAUGACAUUACUAUCAAUGCUUUGUUAAAAACAAAAUCACCCUUUAAUUCUUUCGAAACUACCACCUUUAUUCCAUUGGUUCAAGAAACAAGUUCGAUAGUACCAAAUGAACAACAAAAGGAUAUAUAUGAUGAAGACUCAGUGUACAAUACACAAACGUCAGAUGAAUAUGACUUGCAAUUCGUAAAGACAAAAAAGUCGAAACUCACGAAUCAUGAAGAAACAAUAGUACCAGACCUGAAUGAAGGUCUUGAUAGUAACAGCCAUGUUAUAAAGAAAGAAAGGCUGACAGGACAGGAUCAAUCUUACGAGUAUGAGACCGAAAGCGAUGGGGAAUACGAAUAUUACGACGAUAUAUCAUCUGAUUACGAUGAAAAAAUAAAGGGCGUUCUAUUUUUAUCACAUCUUAAGAAAAAGGAUUCAGACAAAAACACUGCGUACCAAAAUCGGCUGAUGGCACAACAACACAAAAUGACGAGUAAACAGCAUUCUCAUUUACAAUCAACAAAUAAUGGCAAUUAUAAUGAUGAUGACAUAACAUAUGAAUACUAUUCUGAUGAAUAUGAAAACGAGGACAAAGAUUUUGAUAGCUUUGGUAGCUUUGAUAGCUUUGAUAGUUUUGAUAGCUUCGAUAGCUUUGAUAGCUUUGAAAGCUACGAGGAUGAUGACUUCAAUAACAUGCCGUCACAAAAUUCCAGAAAACAGGUCAUGAAUAACGCUAUCAAAAGCAAGCCUAGUUUAACAUCUAACAAAAUGAUGCAUCAUUUCCAAUCUAAUGAACUUUUAUCAGGCGGAGAUUUAUAUACUCAUGACUCAUUGAAACAGGCUCUUUAUAAAAAAUUACAGCAUGCCAUGAAUGACAAUUUUGAGAAUGUCGACAAUAGCAAUAGUAUCGAACGAAAGGGAAAUAUACAGCCUUUUCACCUGCAAUCAAACAGCCUUUAUACGAAUUCUGAUAAGAUGUUUACAAACAGACAACAGCAAGUGGAAGGUCUUACAGGAUCCGGAACCAAUAAACCUGUCAAUUUUAAAGCGACCAAUAGCCCAUUGAAUAUUGAUGAACAACAACUUCGACGUUACAUUGCUUUUCAACGAUAUUUAGAAUCAGUGAAAAGAAAAAGAACGAUUGAUCUACAGCGCCAUCUGGCUGCAGAAAAUGGCAAACGUCACAUUGCUUAUCAGAAUUACUUGGCUGAAAUAAAAAGACUACAAGUAAACUCACAAAAAUCGGAAUAUAACGAGGACCAUAUGAGUGUUCAAACUAUUAAACCUCCAACAGUUUCCACUACAAAGAACGAUGAUGAGUAUUACGAUGGAUAUUACGAAGACGAUCAGGAAUAUUACAAUGAUUAUGAAUAUUAUUCCGACGAAGACGAAGACGGUAUCGAACAAAAUAGAACGAUCAUAAAUCAAAAAAGUAUACAGUCAAAUCCAGAAGUAAAAAAGCAUCCAGUCAAUUUUGUGAUGAAGAAAAGUUAG
Molecule: messenger RNA, 3053 nt
Organism: Mytilus trossulus (common blue mussel)
Lineage: Eukaryota; Metazoa; Mollusca; Bivalvia; Mytilida; Mytilidae
Exons: 3
Coding region: 45-3053 (1002 amino acids)
Source: RefSeq, a predicted model, not a curated record